Populus euphratica (Euphrates poplar) is the source of this 721-nucleotide messenger RNA. Its product is annotated as agamous-like MADS-box protein AGL11. Gene Ontology annotation, molecular function: DNA-binding transcription factor activity. NCBI's taxonomy places the organism in Eukaryota, Viridiplantae, Streptophyta, Magnoliopsida, Malpighiales, Salicaceae. The record is from RefSeq and is a predicted model, not a curated record. The coding region runs from base 1 to 429 and encodes 142 amino acids. Gene Ontology annotation, cellular component: nucleus. Gene Ontology annotation, biological process: regulation of DNA-templated transcription. The transcript has 7 exons.
AUGUACGAGUUCUUGUUGUAUUAUCAACAAGAAUCAGCAAAGCUGCGUCAACAAAUUCAGUUGCUACAGAAUUCUAACAGGCACUUAAUGGGAGAAGCCGUGAGUAAUCUGUCGGUGAAGGAGCUAAAGCAGCUGGAGAAUAGGCUCGAAAGAGGCAUGACUAGAAUCAGGUCAAAGAAGCAUGAAUUGCUGCUAGCUGAAAUUGAGUAUAUGCAGAAAAGGGAGAUUGAGCUGGAAAAUGAAAGUGCCUGUCUUCGAACCAAGAUAGCGGAAGUUGAGAGGCUUCAACAAGCCAACAUGGUCACCGGAGAUGAGCUGAAUGCAAUCCAGGCAUUAGCAGCCUCUCGCAAUUUCUUUGCUCCUCAUUUUCUUGAGGGUGGAACUGCAUACCCACACACUUAUAACAGGAAGAUUCUCCAUCUUGGGUAAGAAACUGGAGAACUGAUGUAUUUUGAUACACAUGUAAUCCAGAAAAUGAAGACACUACGAUAUUAUCUGAUAGUGUGUGCCCUAGUUAAGAUCAGUCCUUGAAGUACUGCAGGUCAAUGUAAGCUGGAUGUGUUCUAGCUGGAAAGAUAUCAACAUUAUUAAUUGGCACUGCUUUAAUUUGUAAGGAUUUUUUGUAUGAACUCUACUAAAUCACUGUUGAAAGGCAGUUGUUAUGCUAGUUCUAGUCUGAAGGAUUUCUAUCAGAUAAAUAAAGUUCAUAUAUAGAUAUAAA